Dromiciops gliroides (monito del monte) is the source of this 8317-nucleotide messenger RNA. RefSeq names its product sorbin and SH3 domain containing 1 (gene SORBS1). The coding region runs from base 372 to 5024 and encodes 1550 amino acids. The transcript has 30 exons. NCBI's taxonomy places the organism in Eukaryota, Metazoa, Chordata, Mammalia, Microbiotheria, Microbiotheriidae. Gene Ontology annotation, biological process: cell-substrate adhesion. The record is from RefSeq and is a predicted model, not a curated record. Gene Ontology annotation, molecular function: protein binding. Gene Ontology annotation, cellular component: cytoplasm; nucleus; cell-substrate junction.
UCCCGCCGGCCAGGCUCGGCCCGAGUGGAGGAUUCCAGAUGCAUGUUAAUGAGGGGGAGGCCGCAGCCGCCCAUUGGCCCGCGGCUCAUGUGUCGGUGAAGUCAGUCCUGUGUCACAGAAAAACAGAGCAGGGCGAGCUGCAGCAUGGAGUGCUAGGGGAGCAAGGGCACGGGCUUGCAUCACCAAGAAGUUGAGUCCAGAGAAGUUUGCACCCGCUCUGCUCAGGACUUCAGCCCCAAUGUCUCUUAUCUUCACCUCUACUCAUUGGGAACUGAAACCCAUCCUCCUAUAGCCUCCAGAGUCUUCUGUUGCAGAUACUUUCCCCAAGAGAGAAAACCAGUGCCUGGCUGAAAACCAGCCCCUCUGCCACCAUGAGCUCUGAGUGUGAAGUCGAUAUUUCCAAAACAGUGGUAAACGGGCUAAGCUCAACCAGUAAUGGCCAAGAAAAAGACAUGGACCCUACCAAAAUUUGCACUGGAAAAGGAAUGGUGACCCUCCGGGCGUCUUCCACACACAGGGAAUCUCCGAGUGCCAGCCCUGUGAGCCCCCAGGAGAUGGUGCCCUCGGAAAGUAAACCAGGUCUGGAGCCAGAAAAUUUCCCCACAGAUGAGUGGAGACUGUCCUCUAACGCGGAUACAAACGGAAACGCCCAGCCCUCUUCGCUGGCUGCCAAGGGCUACCGAAGUGUGCAUCCCAACCUCCCUUCUGACAGCAAGUCACAGGGUGCAGAUUCUCUGGUAAAUGAAGUUUCUUCACCCCACGUUGGGACCGAUUCCCAGAUUUCCCCACCAGUCAGCAAGCCUUCAUCUGCUUACCCUUCCACUACCAUCGUUAAUCCCACUAUUGUGCUUCUGCAACACAAUCGAGAGCAACAAAAGCGGCUUAAUAGUCUAACAGAUCCUGUACCAGAGAGGAGGAAUGAAGACAAAGUAGACUCAGCAGCAACGUGGGAUAAAGUCGUUCAGCCUAAUACACGACCAGAUAAAACAGUAAAGGAUGACAGUAGAAGACUGGUUAAGAACCCUCAGUGCUUAAGUGAUGGUUCCAUGGAUGAAGUGGGCAUCCCACUAAGGAACACUGAGAGAUCCAAAGAUUGGUAUAAGACGAUGUUCAAACAGAUCCACAAACUAAACAGAGAUGAUGAUUCAGAGCUCUACUCCCCUCGAUACUCGUAUUCUGAAGACUCAAGAAUACCCUUUUCGGUGCCUCGUUCAAAAAGUGAAAUGGAAUACAUCGACGCGGAGAAGGUGGUCAAGAGAUCCGCCACGCUGCCCCUACCCUCCCGCUCCACAUCUUUGAAAUCAAGCCCAGAAAGAAAUGACUGGGAGCCCCCAGAUAAGAAAGUGGACACUAGAAAAUAUCGCGCAGAACCUAAAAGCAUUUACGAAUAUCAGCCCGGCAAGUCUUCGGUUCUGACAAAUGAAAAGAUGACUCGGGAUAUAAGCCCAGAAGAGAUAGAUUUAAAGAAUGAACCUUGGUAUAAAUUCUUUUCGGAAUUGGAGUUUGGGAGACCGCCUCCAAAAAAGAUAUGGGAUUAUACUCCUGGGGACUGCUCUAUCCUUCCUAGAGAGGAUAGAAAGACUACGAGAGUCAGCCCCACUCCAGAAACAGCUGCUGAGCAUUCUGCCUACUCAUAUUCACCCAACAUCCAUGCAGUGAAGAGAGAGUCAGAGAUGGCUCCGGGGGAUUCCACUGGUUUGGAGAAUGAAAGACAGAUUUACAAAAGCGUUUUGGAAGGAGGAGACAUUCCUCUCCAGGGAUUAAGUGGUCUCAAGAGGCCCUCCAGCACUGCUUCCACUAAAGUGGAUCGUAAAGGUGGGAAUGCUCACAUGAUUUCCUCUUCUUCAGUUCAUAGCCGAACCUUUCAUGCUAGUGAUGUGUUAGGGCCUAUGUGUAAACAUAAGAAGCCCCUGUCAGCAGCGAAAGCCUGCAUUUCUGAGAUCCUCCCUUCCAAAUUCAAACCCAGGCUGUCAGCUCCAAGUGCUCUCUUGCAGGAAAAGAAGAGUGCCCUGUUGCCCCCGGAGAAGGCUCAAAGUUAUGAAAACCUUUGUAGCUCCCCCACUCUAGAUGAUCCCAAAAGAACGCUCCCCUUGCAAGGAGGGGGAAGCAUUGAAAACCUUCUCAUGCGGGUGAAGCGAGAGUAUGGCACCAAGUCCGGCAGCACCCAAAGCCUCCAGGAUUAUGGGGCCAGUGCCAGGAAGUAUUGCCCCCUCUCCAGGAAGGUGGGGAGCGAAUUCACCAUGCUCUACAAAAACAUGCAUCACAUUAACCGAACUGGGCUCCAGCUGAGCUCCAUCUCCUCCUCCAGCGUCCGGGACCUGGCGUCCCAUUUUGAAUCCAGCAACCCAGCGGAGGCCAGGGGUGAGCUGAACCUCAGCCAGGAGAGCUCCGAGCACAUUCCGAAACACACGGUCUCUUCACGGGUCACGGCCUUUGAGCAGCUGAUCCAACGGUCCCGUUCCAUGCCGUCCCUGGACUUAUCGGGCCGGCUGAGCAAGUCACCCGUGCCACUGCUGCCUCGUGGUGGUCUGAGCGCAGCACGCUCAGCUGAAUCCCUCCUAGAAUCUCCCAAGCUCCACCAUAGGGGGAAGGAAAUCAGGGACCACCCCACAGUGGCCUAUGCUUCACCAGCCUGCGGCAACGUGGAGGAGCCCGCUUUGAAUUUGAGGGCCCUCCUGCCUGCUGACCCACCCUCGGCCUGCUUGGAUGAACUUGACCGUCUUUCCACUGUCUCCAAUGACAGUCGAGAGGGGAGCACCAGCAGCAUCCACAGUGAUUCCCAGAGACAUCGGCACAACAAAUGCAAGGGCAGCUGUCCAGCGUCUUACACCCGCUUCACCACCAUCCGGAAGCACGAGCAGCAGCAGUCCUCCAGGACCCCUGGGUGGAGAGUGGACAUGGGAGGGGACAAGAACGUUGUCCUUAGAAACAUCUACCUCAUGGGCCCCCUGCCUUUCAGGUUGAAAAAGCCCCUCCAGUACCAUUCCCGAAAGCCUCCACACAGGGACUCUUCUAGCCCAACAAUGGGGCAGAGAGCAGAAUCCCAAACUCACCCCCUUGGGCAUGAACUCAGCCCCGAAGGGAAGCCCUCCGUUCCCAAGCGCCAGUCAUCACUCCGUGCCCUGGAAAGGCUUAGCCAGGUCUCAGAACCCUCUCCAAAAAGAGCCGGGAUACCCGAAGACUAUCUGGGCACCCUUAAGCCCAGCAGCUUGAGCCCAUGUUUAGGUCCCAGCUUGGAUAGGAACAACAACCCGCAAAAUGACCUUGGAACACCCCCCCGAGAUUCAGAGUCACCUCGGCACUUCACCCCGGCUGAAUACUUGGAAAGUACUGAAGAUUUUAUUCGAAGGCGUCAUGAUGACAAAGAGAAACUUUUAGCGGACCAGAGACGGCUUAAGCGCGAACAAGAAGAAGCUGAUAUUGCAGCUAGACGGCACACGGGUGUUAUUCCAACCCACCAUCAGUUUAUCACUAAUGAGCGGUUUGGGGACCUCCUAAAUGUAGACGAUACAGCAAAGAGGAAAUCUGGGUUAGAGAUGAGACCUGCCAGAGCCAAAUUUGACUUUAAAGCUCAGACACUAAAAGAGCUUCCUCUGCAGAAAGGAGAUAUUGUUUACAUUUAUAAACAGAUCGAUCAGAACUGGUAUGAAGGAGAACAUCAUGGCCGCGUGGGGAUCUUUCCACGGACGUACAUAGAGCUUCUUCCACCAGCAGAGAAGGCACAACCCAAAAAGACGGCACCGAUACAAGUUUUAGAAUAUGGAGAUGCUGUGGCUAAGUUUAACUUCAAUGGAGACACCCAAGUGGAGAUGUCCUUCAGAAAGGGGGAGAGGAUCACGUUAAUUCGACAGGUUGACGAGAACUGGUAUGAAGGUAGAAUCUGUGGUACUACUCGGCAAGGCAUCUUUCCCAUUACAUACGUGGAUGUGAUCAAGCGACCCCUGUUGAAAAACCCAGUUGAUUACAUUGAUCUGCCAUUCUCUUCUCCAAAUCGCAGUACAACCGCUUCUCCCCAGUUUCCAAGUCAUGGCAAGUGCCACUCCCCAGCACCCCCAUCUCUGCCUUGUUCACGUCAGGUAUUGUCUCCUGAGAUGCAUGCCAUCACCUCUGAGUGGAUUUCCCUGACUGUAGGGGUUCCAGGCAGAAGUACUCCAGCAGUGACACCACCAUUGCCCCCUCUGCCAGAGACCUCUCUUUAUAACACUGAAUACUUUACUCCCUCAGCUGCGGCUAGUCCUACCCUUUCAGUAAGCCUUCCCCAUUCUAGCAUCUCAGAUCGCUCUAGCCCAAGCCUUUUGGUUUCUCCGUUCCCCCACAACCCUCACAGACCAUCUUCCACCAUUCACAAUGUCAGUGCUACCCUUCAGUCGAAUGAAGAUAAUAUCAUGUCUUCACCAUACCCCAAUGUUAAAUGGGAUACCUCCUCCCAGCCACUGCUAGGGAACUCUGAUAGCGUUAUCUCUGAGCUUAGUGGCGCCAUUUGCAAUCAAGCCAAGUUCCAACAGUGGCAAGAAGAAAACAGACAGUGUUCAAGGAAGCCUAAUAAAGAGGCAGGUGAGCACUGUCCCGACGGACCGAAGAUCUCUAAGAAGAGCUGCUUGAAGCCAUCAGACCUGUUCAAAUGUAUGAGUCCAGAACAGAGACUUUGCACUAACACCCCUGGGGGAAUCCAAUCCUGCCAACAUCUUCUCAGCCCUAUUCACAGAGAUGGGGCUGGGCAAAGAGAUCCCAGUGCAGGGGCCAAGCACGCUGACCCGAAAGAGAAUCAGACUGGUGUGAGACAGCAACCUCAAGCCCAGCAGCGAAGAACCACCUCUGACAGAAGUCAGAACCUACAGGAUUUAUAUAGCUAUCAAGCAUUAUAUAGCUAUAAACCACAGAAUGAUGAUGAGUUGGAACUCCGAGAUGGAGAUAUUGUGGAUGUCUUGGAAAAAUGUGACGAUGGUUGGUUUGUUGGUACUUCCAGAAGAACAAGACAGUUUGGUACUUUUCCAGGCAACUAUGUAAAACCUUUAUAUUUAUAAGAAGCCUGAGAACCCGUGAUUGUUUUUUAUUGGUGGAUGAGACACAGAACACAAAGCAAACUCUUUAUCUCAAUGUUGAAUCAAUAAGUCGGUUAGUGCAAGGAUGAAGUAAGAAGUCUUUAGAGCGACCUGGGGAAGUGUUGGAUUGGAAGCGGGAGCCUCCUGGGGCCUUACACAGUGCUUAGCUCAUAGCAGGCCUCAACAAAUGUUUCUUGAAUGAAUGAAUGUAUGAAUGAAUGAAUGAGCUAGGGCCCAGUUGUUUGCUGGGCAACAAGAAGCAAGCCAGACUUCUAGUUUACAUAGCUGCCUUUUUAAGCCCCACUAGUCCUCCCUCUCGCCCUUCUGUGGUGAGCUGACAUGGAACUGAAAGAAAGAAGCAGGUAGCCCCUCAGCCUCUGUGUUUGGAGGUCAAUUCAGUUCUAGCUCAGUCCUAGGAGUGUGGAUCUAAGUUGUGCGAACCCAAGGAAUUCAUUUAGGUCUGAAGCGACCUAGAGAAGACCCAAGGAAGCCAGCUCUGGUCCAGUCUUACCUUAAAAUAUAGGGGUCUGAUCUGUAUUGGGUUUGGGAAACUAGUUUGGUCAGAAACUAUUAAACUUUACCCAAACUUAUGCCUCUGUAAUCUGCCCCAGAGCAGGUUUAGAAGACCUGCUAUCUAUUUGAAUGCAGCAAAAACUCAUCAGACCAGACUUUCCAGGGCUAUUCUGCUAUUCUGGACUAUGGUGGCAUGCUUAGACCUGUCCCAACUUGGACCCACACUUUUGGGACUUUAGUGAUAAGAGUAGGGGUAGUGCAAAUAAGGUAUCAUUCGAUGUGUGACUAUAGGAUGUGGGACUACACUCUUUCACCCCCAUCACCACCACAUAUCCCAGUGUUCUGACAAUAAAGCAUGUAGCAUUUGCUUGUGAGAGUUGGAGGAAGUUGAUCAGAGGAACAAGUUGGAUUUGCAUCUGAUUAAAUUAAAGUUGAUCUAUAGCUUAUUGGGGUAACAUGCAAUCAGUCACUAUCCAUAUAUACAUACACAUAAAUGUAUAUAUCCUUGGAAUUUUUACUAGGUUACCUUCAGAGAGACCAAGUUUUAAUUUGAUGACUAUCACCGAUGUUUCCUAGCUUAUCAUAUGUAGAGCAUUGGAAUGUGCAAGGGUGUUUCUUACUGUAACAAAGAAUUGCAUUCAAAGGAAACUUUCGGAGUUAUUUUGAUCUAGGCAACUCAAUGAAAAUAUCACUUUGAUUUGACCUGUUCUCGGAGCAGAGAGGGUAGUUGCCCUGAACUUGUACUCUUCCUGGCCAUCACCUAUCGGAGGACCAGAGUUCCUUUUCCCUCUGAGUGACUGGGAGGAGGUAAUCCCUCAAAGCCAGAAUCAGAGAGGGGACCAUCCAGUCACUCCAUAUACACCAAGCAGCCAAUGACUGUGGAUGCAUAAAUGAGGGCUAACAGAGCCAUAUUAUGAAAGUUCAUUGCUGGGAAGGUAGAGUAACAUGUCCCUGAGUUUACCCAUCGUGUCUUCCAGAUACGAGUGGGUCCUUGCAUUGCAGCAGUCCCAGCAGUAAAUGUAAAACAGAGUAAGCUUCAGCUCUCUAGACAUAUAUAGUCACUCCAUCAUUAUACUAGCCUUGUGCGUACUCUGUUGCUCCACAGUUUACUUUGCCUCUCCCCUCCCCCAUCCGCCAUUUUGGGCAAAAUUGGGAGGGGGGAAAUAUUUCCCAUUUUGUACCUGAUUCGAUACCUCAGUGGUGUCUUCUCAUCCCCAGGGCCCUAAUACUCCUCUUCCACCUUAUCAAAACCUGUUCUCAGGAAAUAAUCUGACAAACUCAUUCACAAUGACAUAUAAAUGACUAGUAAGAUUCUAUCCGUUAUCCCUUCCUAGGAAAUUUGCACUUUAUCAAGGCAUAGAGCCUUAAAGGAAUGAAGCUCCAGGGGAGAAACUUCAGAAUUGGUAGGGGAGAAAUUAUUGGGCAAGGGGAGCCCUUCGAUGCCUCAGGAGUCAUACCGAAUGGGCAGUCACUGCCACCACAUAGUAGGACUUUUUUUUUUUUGUCAUCUUGCUCUCUGCAGGGAAUUUAGUAAAAGCACGUAUGUGUGUACAUGUGCACAGUCACCCGCAUGUCCAUUCAUUUCAGCACUAUGGCAUUAGGAUUCACUUUGAAGUGGAAGUCUUGUGUUGGAUAACUAUUUUUCUGGUCUGUUUUGGAUGCAGACUGUUAUUGAUAAAAUAUUAGACCAGAGCUUUUAAGUGGGGAGAGGGUGCUUCUUCAUUAGAUAGCUAACAUCAAACACCUCUAGGAAUACAGCUAGAGAAUCAAACCAAUUUGUAAAGCUACAUUUUACACAUAAUGCCAGUGACAUAUAUUUGUACAUCUCUGGAACCCCCAGUUUGUCUCUCAUAUUUUCCCAUAUGUUUAAUAAUAAGGAAAAAACCUAAAAUUUGCAUCAAAUUUCUGCUUCCUACAUAUCACAGAACAAGCAGUCACAAAUUUCUAGUGGCUACUUUGUCUUGAGACAUUUAGGAAUAUAAAAUACUUAUUUUUAUGCUUACAAUGUUUAUACAAGUUUACUAACAGCAAGUACGCCUAAUUGAUAGCAUGACUUGCAAUACAUUUUGAUAACUUCCCCAUGCUGCAGGGUCUAAAAACAACAUCAACUGAAGAAAAAAAAAAAAACCUUACCUUUUGCAGUCUCUCUGGGAUCAGUUAAAAAAAGAAAUCACAUCCUCAAGAAGUGGGACUGUACAUAUGUAUAUUUGUAUAGACCAUGUACUUACCUUGUAUAGAAAAAAUAAUUUUAACAAUUUGAAUGAAAGGAAGACAGUAAGGAAGUCAUUAAGGGUUUUUUUGCAUUUUUAUUUAAAUGAAGGAAUUCCAAGUUAACCCCUUUGGAUUUUUUUUUUUUUAGCACAAGAAGACACUUGUAAAAUGUUAUCGCUUUUAAAAUCCUCAUCAUUGGGGAGAAGGGCAAAAACUCUGAUCCUCAUUUAUGAAUUUUGAAAAUUUUUUCCUUUGCAGUCUUGUUUCCCUGCGGUAAUAUUUAGUCCUGUUGCUAGAAUAGAAUAUGCAAAUUAUAUUCUGAAAGAAAAAAAAAUAACUGACUUUCUAUGUAACCAGUUAAUUUAAAGGAUUACCAUUGAAACAACACAGAGAGCAUGUCCUAUAGAGACACAGAUCUUGUGUUCAUUUAUUUUUCUUUAUUGCAGUGGAUUAGGGUUUAUUUGAUAAUAAAUAGACGUGUUGAAUUACUGCCACAUUUCCUGUACAGAUUAUUUAAUAAACCUUAUUCCGAUUUGCGUGGUAUACUUUCA